GGACAACUGCGCAUGACUUUCCGACUGUUCUCUCUUUUAUGUCUCUAAAAACUUAACAGCGAGAUAACUAACAUACAAAACAAAUUGUAUGUUCCGUUGAUAAAAAAAAAAGCUAAACUCCGACAUGGCCCUACUGAAAGUAUGGACGUCGCCGAGACUUUUAAACAGAUGUCUACAAGAGGUGGUUGCCCAGAGGCAUUUCCUUGCUGCAUCAACUCUACACACAGCGACCACCCAGCACAACUCCAACAAGACAUCAAUUGUACGAUGCAGUCGACAGAAGUAUGAAAGAAUGUUUCCUGUGUUGCUCAUACAACCGGACGGUUCCACAAUUAACAUUAGGUACAAGAAGCCCAAGAGGAUACUCAUGAUGCCUGUGGACAUCAGUACACUCUCAGAGUAAGAAAGGAAAAUCAGGAUGCGGAAGCGGGAUCCCAAGAAGGGAGUUGUUAAGCAGAGGACGGUGGAAUUCAAAGACGAUUUCAAAGUGGAUGAUUACAGCAAGUUUUGGAGAAGUUAUAGAGCCUGUUGUAGUUAUUUAACUUUACUGUUCUGCCUUGACUGUGUGUGUAUAUAUAAUAUUAUUUGUAGAUGUACAUCUUUAUCCCAUAUUGGUAAUAAAAUAAUAAAUUUUAUUCACUUAGCUACAUAUAUAAUUUUGUGACCAUAUGUUUUUUUAUUUUUUUAUUAUGAACACAACAAAUACAAAUUACAGAAAUAUACCAACAAGAGUACAUAAACCUAACAGACGGGUAUUACAUAUCGAGAUUAAUUUUCAAUUUCGCAAACACUUUUAUGGUGCGUAUUCUUUUUUUGUUUUUACAUUUACUCUUCAUUUCAAAAUAAUAUUUAAAGUCUAUCUUAAAUAAUGUGAAGAGGGGUUUGUUCUCUGCCCACUUCAUUUUAUGGAUAAACAAAUGAACACUGAAAGUUAUGUCAGGUUCCAUAUCAUUUGGAUCAAAAUAAAACCUUAUCAGAUUCUCUCAGAUUAACAUUAAUAGUCGUUUCUUUUCAAAUUAAAUCUUCUAACUCACUCCAAAAUCUUCUAACAUAAGAACAGUCCCAAAAUAAAUGGU
This is a messenger RNA of Salmo salar (Atlantic salmon), 1076 nucleotides long. RefSeq names its product large ribosomal subunit protein mL55. Gene Ontology annotation, molecular function: structural constituent of ribosome. Gene Ontology annotation, cellular component: mitochondrial large ribosomal subunit. The record is from RefSeq and is a predicted model, not a curated record. Gene Ontology annotation, biological process: translation. NCBI's taxonomy places the organism in Eukaryota, Metazoa, Chordata, Actinopteri, Salmoniformes, Salmonidae.